Wallemia mellicola CBS 633.66 is the source of this 3879-nucleotide messenger RNA. RefSeq lists its product as hypothetical. The coding region runs from base 1 to 3879 and encodes 1292 amino acids. The transcript is spliced from 2 exons. The record is from RefSeq and is a predicted model, not a curated record. Gene Ontology annotation, biological process: mitochondrial DNA replication. Lineage: Eukaryota; Fungi; Basidiomycota; Wallemiomycetes; Wallemiales; Wallemiaceae. Gene Ontology annotation, molecular function: DNA binding; 3'-5' exonuclease activity; DNA-directed DNA polymerase activity. Gene Ontology annotation, cellular component: gamma DNA polymerase complex; mitochondrion.
AUGACACAAAGAACUUCAUCUCACAAUUUACUAUCAGACGCCUCAGAAGUACAUAGGAAUGAAGUAGGAGUGCAGCUGCUUACUCCAUCCUUGCGUAGGCAAGUCUACCCUCGUGAUCUCGAACAACCGCAUCCAUCGUAUGUAAACAUCGCCUUAGAACAUCUCGAGAAGCACAAUUUAGCAAGUGGUAAAGGAUCUACACUUCCUCAGACUAGCUUUACGCUACCACCGCUACAGGGGCCAGAUUUAGAUCAUCACUUCUGGAGAAUUGGGAGCGAAGUUGCAGAACCAUAUUUAGGAUUAUCCAAGGACUUGUGCAGUAGAAAAUUACCUACAAUGCCAGAUUAUUGGGUUACAGACACCCACGGUUGGACAGUUUACGAUUCCGAUGGAAGUUACAAGUGCAUUGAAAAUGGCCCCUCAACGGAAUCUAUGGUGGUUUUUGAUGUAGAAACCUUACCACAUAUUUCUCAACAUGCUGUUAUGGCGGUAGCAGCCUCGCCCACUCAUUGGUAUAGUUGGAUAUCACCCUAUCUAACUGGCCAUUCAACCUCUACAGAGCAUUUCAUACCCUUGGGAGAGAGUGACAGUAGAAGUCGUAUUAUCGUUGGUCACAACGUUGGUUACGAUAGAGCAAGAUUGGCACCAGAAUAUGCAAUGGAGAAGUCAACUAACAGAUUCAUUGACACAAUGUCACUGCAUGUUGCUGUUAGAGGUAUGUCGAGUCCUCAGAGACCAGCUUGGGUCGCCCAUAGAAAGGAAAAACAGCUAGAGCGCGACCAUGCACGUGAAGCAAGCCAAACAGUUAGGAAUAUCUUAACAGAGCGCGAGGAUCCUGAGCUUCAGAAAUCAUUGAUGAAGUAUGAACUAGAGGAGAAAGCUGCUCAAGAAGCUAUCGAUAAAGCAAUGCUGCAAGUGUCAGUUGAAGACACAGGAAACUCCCAAUGGCAAGACAUUGCAACAUCAAACUCCCUUAAUAAUGUUUACGAAUUGUAUAAUCCCGACAAACCACGACUUGACAAGCAAACCAGGGAGUACUUCAUGGACGAGAGUAGUAAUGCCGAGACACUCAAGCCUGAGUUACAAAACCUGAUGCAAUACUGUGCGCUAGAUGUUCAAGCGACACAUGAUGUCUACCAGAAGGUAUUGCCAAUGUUCCUUGAGCGUUGCCCACAUCCGGUUAGUUUUGCAGGCAUGCUCGGUAUGGGAAACUCCUUUUUACCUAUCGACCAAUCUUGGAAGGAGUACAUAAAGUCCGCUGAAGGGAAAUACAAAGAACUGACAGACAAUGUUCAUGACAAUCUAGGUGAACUAGCUGAAAUGGCCAAGACAAAAUUGGAUGAUGGCUCAUGGAAAGAUGAUGUAUGGUUAUCUCAACUUGAUUGGACACCUAAACGUGCCAGACGUGCGCGGAAAACCACCUCAAAAGGGAACAAGACUGAUAUUGAAAUACCCACUUGGUUCUCAAAAAUGCUUGCAAGACGCACAGAUUCGAUGCUUUCAUCACCAUCACUGAAGGCAAGCAUAUUACCAUACCUUAUACAACUGAAGUACCUGGGUCAUCCUAUAAUUUUUACCACCACAUUAGGCUGGGCAGCGAAAGUACCAAAUAAAGAUGACACCUUGCAAUCUCAAGCGGAGCAAUUAAAAGACAAUGAUGCUAGGAAAUACGAAGAGGAUAAUUACUACUUUGUCAAAGUUCCUAAUACACUUAGUAAGAGCUUCAUCGUUGGCAAUGUCAUUAGCAAGGCAUUUGAGGGGUUGGUAAAAGAUGGUAGAUUGACCAGUGUACUUUCCAAAGAAGAACUUCUAGGUGUAUUUAGCGGCGGUGAUGGAAAAUCUGAAACAUUACUCAAUAAAAUUAUGUUGGAGAGCUAUCUCAAUAACAACAUUAACGAGCUCAGUGAGCUUGACUGGUCACCAACGAGGCUAACCUCGGCAUCACACAAGAAAUUACUACAUGCAAGCGAGCUAGCUGGUGUUGGCCUCAACGAAUCUUUCGGUAAGCCGAUAAAGUCUUCGACGCCUGCAGAAAACCUGAAUUCUUCAUUGAUGCAACCAAAAUGGUACUGGGACCUUGAGGGGAAGCAUAGGCGUGAGGACGGCAAAAUUGAGGUAUCCACGAGAAGCAAGUUGUCACCAAUAUUGCUGAAGCUACGUUGGCUCAAUUACCCCGUUUUUAGUUCACGCAAACAUGGCUGGGUGUAUAGGGUACCAAGGAGUGAUAUAAUCAAUGAGAAACACACGACUCGCCAACCUGAACUUGCUUUCAAACAUCCCUCGGAUGCUACGCUCAGUGAAGCAACAAAAGAGUUUGCAUUCUACAAAAUACCCCACAAAGACGGUGAAGAAUACAAUGUUGGAAACCUCCUAUCGAAGGGAUUCAUACAUGCCAUGGAGUCAGGUGUGCUGACUAGUGAGGACAACACUGCUCAUGCAGCAAUGGAUCUCAAUGCACAGUGUAGCUACUGGAUUAGUUCAAGGGAGAGAGUGAUGAAGCAGUUCGCUGUCUAUGAUGGUUCUGAUGGCGUGAACAUGGGUCUAGGUGGUAAGCAGUCCAAACGUGGUAUGAUUCUCCCAGAAGUUAUUCCAAUGGGAACGAUUACCCGUCGAGCUAUUGAAAAAACUUGGUUAACAGCCUCAAAUGCUAAGAAAAACCGAGUUGGUAGUGAACUUAAAGCCAUGGUGAGAGCACCCCCUGGUUAUGCAUUCGUUGGUGCAGAUGUUGAUUCUGAGGAAUUGUGGAUAUGUGCUACUCUGGGUGAUGCGCAAUUUGGUGUGCAAGGCGCGACUGCGAUAGGUUGGAUGACACUAGAAGGUACAAAGAGUGCUGGAACCGAUUUACAUUCUGUUUCGGCAAACAUUUUGGGUAUUUCUAGAGACCAAGCGAAGGUUUUUAACUACUCACGUAUUUAUGGUGCCGGUGUUAAGCAUGCUGUACAGCUGCUCCUUCAAUCAAAUCCUUCCAUAAGUGAAAGCGAAGCCAAACAAAGAGCAACAGAGUUAUACGCCGCGACAAAGGGUAAGACGAUAAGAGAUGCAUUUGGAAAAAAGUUCUGGUAUGGCGGUACCGAAUCGUAUGUUUUCAAUAAGCUCGAAGAGAUCGCACUAAGCGACCAGCCUCGCACACCCACAUUAGGAUGUGAGAUUACAGCGGCUCUAUCCAAGAAGCACCUUCCAGCAUCUGGUAGUAAUUUCAUGACCAGUAGAGUCAACUGGGUCGUCCAAAGUAGCGGUGUAGACUAUCUGCACAUGCUUAUUGUGUCUAUGGAGCAUCUCAUCAACAAAUAUAACAUAAAAGCAAGGUAUUUAAUUUCCGUACAUGAUGAAGUUCGUUUCUUGGUUGAUGAAAAGGACAAAUAUCGGCUAGCACUCGCACUGCAAAUAGCUAAUCUCUGGACGAGAGCCAUGUUUGCAUUCAAAUUGGGCAUGGACAACCUUCCUAUGUCGGUCGCAUUCUUCUCUGGUGUGGAUAUAGAUCAAGUCUUCAGAAAAGAGGUGGACAUGGAUUGCGUAACACCUUCAAAUACCACAGCUAUACCACCAGGAGAAUGCUACGACAUAGAAGCUCUUCUGAAAAUAACAAAUGGUACGAUAAAACAAGAUGGUAGAAAGAUGGAAGAUCGUCCUCCGGUUAAUGAACCAGCACCCGACUGCCGGUUCUUCACACAAUCUCACAGACCACCGACCGUACACUUCCUCAAAGCGCAGUCAGCAAGUUCUGUAUCUCAAAUCAAAAUGUUAGAGAGGCAAUUACGAGAAACUCCAACUGAUGUCAUUCGAACACCCGGUAAAACCACCGGGAAGAAGAAAACUUCUCAAAGCCCAAGAGGCCCAGUAAGAAAAGUUAACAUUAUUCGCAAACCUAUCAAGAAUUGA